Myxozyma melibiosi is the source of this 4462-nucleotide messenger RNA. RefSeq names its product phospholipid-transporting ATPase 1. The transcript is spliced from 3 exons. Gene Ontology annotation, molecular function: ATPase-coupled intramembrane lipid carrier activity; ATP hydrolysis activity; magnesium ion binding. Bases 203 to 4279 code for a protein of 1358 amino acids. The record is from RefSeq and is a predicted model, not a curated record. Gene Ontology annotation, biological process: post-Golgi vesicle-mediated transport; endocytic recycling; phospholipid translocation. NCBI's taxonomy places the organism in Eukaryota, Fungi, Ascomycota, Lipomycetes, Lipomycetales, Lipomycetaceae. Gene Ontology annotation, cellular component: plasma membrane.
CACGUCGACGCGCGGUGGUGGCCCGUUCUUUCGUCCCCAAAACACAACCUCCAAACAAACCACUUCGCUCCUUCAGCCUCCUCGACACCGGCCUCUUCCUCCCCGCCGCCCUUCCUUGCUUCUUCUCCGGCCUACACCCUCCUCGACCCCCCUACCGCACCCUGGAACCUCCUCCCAGACGCCCUCCCGGCCCAUUGCCGCCAUGACAACCGACGACGACGACCACCGCGACUCCGACGACCAGAUCCAACAGCCGCUUACCGGUGCCUUCUCCAGCCGUAACCCGUUCGCGGACAACGCGGCCUUCAUCGCGCCCUCCGCCGACACCGACCCUGACAGCGUCUAUCAGCUUGAGGACGACCCAUAUGCUCGCGACCUUCCCUACGACCAGCACCAGCUGCAGCAGUCCGUGCCUCCCGCCGUCUCUGAUCCGUUCGUAGACCCAGGCACCGCUUCCCUCAAUGCGCGCGCCAGCACUACCAUCGCGCCCUCUCCCGGCUACAUCCCCGACGAAGACCUCAACUCCUACCAGCCGUACUACGAGGACCCGUUUGAUGACAGUGCCGCUGCCGAGUCCUCCUACGAGGACAGCUCCUACGUCGCCGACAUCUCCCGCCAUCGAUCUAAAAAAGUACCUGCCCCGGGAAUCUAUGAUCGCAUGAAACGGCGCAUGGGUCUUGGCCCGCAGUACUCCGACAUGGACCUGCCAUUGACCGAGGCCGGUGCCGCGCCAGGAACUAUCGACGGACGCCCGCUCAGAUCGCAGCAGCUGCAGCCGACGACAACGGCCGCGACCGCGACGCCCUCGAAAUACGACGAUGCGGCUGGCGCCGGCGACUUUGAUAUCCGGCGGAUAUUCAACAAGAUCCUGCGACGGAGCCCUGUCGACCCGUCGACCCUCGGCCCUCGAAUCAUUCAUCUCAACGACGCGCCUGCAAACAAGAUCAAUGGCUACCUCGACAACCACAUCAGUACUACAAAAUACAACAUCGCCACGUUCCUGCCAAAGUUCUUGUUUGAGCAAUUCUCGAAAUACUCGAACCUGUUUUUCUUGUUUACAUGUAUCAUCCAGCAAGUUCCCGACGUGUCGCCGACCAACCGAUGGACGACCAUCAUCACCCUCGGUAUCGUACUCUUCGUCUCUGCCGUUAAAGAAGGAAUCGAGGACGUCAAACGACGAAACGCAGACAAAGACCUCAACAACGCGCCAGUCCUUGUUCUCAGCAACGGCAUCUUUGAAAACCGUCGGUGGGUCAACGUCGCUGUCGGCGACAUCGUCCGCGUCGAGUCCGAGGAAAGCAUACCUGCUGAUCUUGUUCUCCUCGCGUCGUCUGAACCCGAAGGUCUGUGCUAUAUCGAGACCGCGAACCUCGACGGAGAGACAAACCUCAAGAUCAAGCAAGGUCUUCCCGAAACCGCUGACCGCGUGAGUCCCACCGAUCUCAGCAACAUGAAAGGAACUUUAAGGUCAGAGCAGCCGAAUAGCAGUCUGUACACUUACGAAGGUGUUCUCACCUUGGAAACUCCCAACGGCGAAAAAGAAAUCCCGCUUAACCCGGAUCAGCUUCUUUUGCGAGGCGCCACGCUGCGAAAUACGCCUUGGAUCCACGGCGCAGUCGUCUUCACCGGUCAUGAGACAAAACUGAUGAGAAACGCUACCGCCGCCCCGAUCAAAAGAACGGCGGUGGAGCACAUGGUCAAUCUGCAGAUCAUCUUUUUGUUUGGAAUCCUCAUCACUCUCUCGAUUGUUUCCUCGAUUGGCGACGUAGUCAAGGAGCAUGUGGCAGCGUCAGAGCUUUCAUACCUCUACAUUGAAGGACGAAAUCUGGUAAAGCUGUUUUUCCAGGAUUUCCUGACCUACUGGAUUCUCUACUCCAACCUUGUCCCCAUCAGCAUGUUUGUCACCAUCGAAGUCGUGAAAUUCUACCAAGCCUUCCUGAUCAGCUCGGAUCUGGAUAUGUACUACAAGCCAAGCGACACUCCCGCCAUCUGCCGUACCUCGAGCUUAGUCGAAGAACUCGGACAGAUCGAGUACAUCUUCUCCGACAAGACCGGCACGCUCACGAGGAAUAUCAUGGAGUUCAAGCAGUGCUCGAUUGCGGGAAUCUGCUACGGCGACGAUAUCCCCGAGGAUAAGCGCGCGGUCGAAGUCGAUGGGCAGGUUAUCGGUGUUCAUAAUUUCAGCGUGCUGAACGAAAACCUGGAUACGCACCCCACGCGCGAGGUCAUCCAUGAAUUUCUCACCCUGCUAUCGACCUGCCACACCGUAAUCCCCGAAGUCACCGCCGACGAGAAGAUCAAGUAUCAAGCCGCGUCGCCUGAUGAAGGUGCGCUCGUGGAUGGCGCUGCAAAGCUGGGAUAUCAAUUCACCACCCGUCGACCAAAAUCAAUCACCGUCAGCAUACGCGGCCAGGAUUCCGAGUACGAGCUCCUCAACAUCUGCGAGUUCAACUCGACCCGGAAACGCAUGUCGGCAAUUUUUAGAUGCCCGGAUGGGAGAAUCAGGCUGUACUGCAAGGGUGCUGAUACCGUGAUUCUCGAACGCUUGUCACCCGGAAAUCCCUACGCCGAGGCCACCCUACAGCACCUCGAGGAGUACGCUGCCGACGGUCUACGGACACUCUGUCUCGCUAUGCGCGCGAUCUCGGAUAGCGAGUACGCCGAAUGGAGCGCGAUCUACGACCGCGCGGCGACGACGAUGAACGACCGAAGCACAGAAUUGGAUAAAGCUGCAGAGUUGAUUGAGAAGGACUUGUUCCUGCUUGGCGCGACGGCUAUCGAGGAUAAGCUGCAAGACGGCGUGCCUGAUACGAUCCACACUCUGCAAACCGCUGGAAUCAAAAUCUGGGUUUUGACUGGUGAUCGACAGGAAACUGCCGUCAACAUUGGCAUGUCGUGCAAACUGCUGAGUGAAGAUAUGAGUUUGCUGAUUGUCAACGAGGAGACAAAAGAGGACACGCGGAGUAAUAUCAAAAACAAGCUCUCUGCCAUCAGAGGCCAGAAUGCCGAGGACGUCAUUCUUGACACACUGGCGUUGAUUAUUGAUGGCCAUUCUCUGGCCUUUGCACUGGAAAAGGAUCUCGAGAAAGAUUUCUUGGACCUUGCGGUGAUGUGUAAGGCCGUGAUCUGCUGCCGCGUGUCGCCUUUGCAGAAAGCGCUCGUGGUGAAACUCGUGAAGCGGCAUCUCAAAGCUAUCUUGCUCGCCAUCGGCGACGGCGCCAACGACGUGAGCAUGAUUCAGGCGGCGCAUGUCGGCGUCGGUAUCAGUGGCAUGGAAGGCAUGCAAGCCGCGCGGAGCGCGGACGUGUCGAUCGGCCAGUUCAAGUACUUGCGCAAGCUGCUUCUCGUCCACGGCGGCUGGAGUUACCAGCGGCUGAGCAAAGUGAUUCUGUACUCGUUCUACAAAAACAUCGCGCUCUACAUGACGCAGUUCUGGUACGUGUUUUGGAACGCGUACUCUGGCCAGGUCAUUUAUGAAUCGUGGAGUAUUACUUUCUACAGCGUGUUUUUCACCGUCGCGCCGCCGUUCGUGCUGGGUGUGUUUGAUCAGUUUGUGAAUGCGAGACUGCUGGAUCGGUACCCUGAGCUGUAUCAGCUUGGUCAGAAAGGGACUUUUUUCAAUGUGAGAACGUUCUGGGCCUGGAUCUUUAAUGGAUUCUUCCAUUCGGUGAUUCUCUAUAUUGGAGGCAUAUACACCUACCGCGAUGGUUUCCGCGAAUCAUCGGGCUACGUGGCCGGGCACUGGGUGUGGGGCACAGCUCUAUACACCGCCUGUAUCGUGACCGUUCUCGGCAAGGCAGCGCUGGUGACCAAUCUGUGGACGAAAUGGACCGUUCUCGCGAUCCCGGGCUCGCUCAUCCUCUGGCUGAUUUUCUUCCCGAUCUACGGCACCGUGGCCCCGCUGCUCAACUUUUCGAUCGAAUAUAAUGGCGUGCUCGGACAUCUCUACACCUCGCUCUCAUUCUGGGCCAUGAUCGUCGUCGUGCCCGCGAUGUGCCUUCUGCGCGACUUCACUUGGAAAUACGCCAAACGCAUGUAUUUCCCGAAAUCCUACCACCACGUGCAAGAGAUCCAGAAGUACAAUAUCGCAGACUACCGCCCGCGCAUGGAGCAGUUCCAGAAAGCGAUCCGCAAAGUGCGACAGGUGCAGCGCAUGCGCAAGCAGCGCGGGUUCGCGUUCUCGCAGGCGGAUGAGGGACAAUCUAGACUUAUUCGCGCGUAUGAUACGACUCAGGAGCGCGGACGGUUUGGAGAGCGGAAGACGCUGCGCAGGAAGUGAGCAGUAUAUCAUUUUGGAGGAUCUUGUCAUAGUUAUAUGUGUUUUAUUUUUCGCUUGGAAUUUUGUUUUUUACCUUUUUUUUUUUGGCUCCUAAAAUUGUUUUAUAUAGAGAAUGGGAGGACAUGUCAUACCCUUAAUUGUUUAUACAAAAGAUGACGAGCAAUAAAUAAUGAAAAAAAUGAU